Molecule: messenger RNA, 906 nt
Organism: Naumovozyma dairenensis CBS 421
Lineage: Eukaryota; Fungi; Ascomycota; Saccharomycetes; Saccharomycetales; Saccharomycetaceae
Gene: LNP1
Product: Lnp1p
Exons: 1
Coding region: 1-906 (301 amino acids)
Biological process (GO): endoplasmic reticulum tubular network organization
Cellular component (GO): endoplasmic reticulum tubular network
Source: RefSeq, a predicted model, not a curated record
AUGCUACGCACGAUAAGUACCAUAUUAAGCAAAGUCAAUAACACAAUUACAAAUUCGAAGAAGACAUUAAUACAACGGUACACAGAGGAUCUAUCCCACAUAACUUCUCAAAUUCAUGCUUUGGAAAGUAGUUUACAAAGGAGACAAGCUGUAUUGGAUCAUUUUCAAUCACAAUUGACUUUCUACGGGUUGAGUGCAAUCGUUUGUCUUGCAUCGGCAGCGUAUUACUAUUCUUCUUCUUAUUCUGAGAAUGAGGGGAAUACUGAAUGGGUGUGGAUAACUGUGUUAGUUUUGGGAGUUAUAUUGUUAGGGUUUCUUAAAUGGGUAAGUUAUAAAUUGGAAGGAUGGUAUAAGGAGAGACAAGAUAAGAAAUUAAGUAAAUUACGAGCUACACAUUCUAAGAAGUUGGAGAGUUUGAAAAGAGAGACACAAUUCCAUGAGACAAAUUCGAUUAUACAACGGUUUUCUAGUGGUAGUAAUCAAGAUGAUGAUGCGAUGGUCUUGAUGGAUGAACAAUUAAGUGCAAAAUAUGAUGAAUUCAAUCAAUUGAAGAAUGAAUUGAAUAAAUUACAAAAGGAUAAUGAAUUUGUUAAUAAUAAAGAGAAAAGUGAUGUUUGGUUUGAUAAAGUUAUCGGUAUCCUUGCUGGUGGUAACGAUUUAAAUAAUACAAUUAGGCCAAUUGUUUGUUCUAAUUGUAAAAGACAUACUGGUGCUUACAGGUUGUUAAACAAACCAUUACAAUAUGUGUGUCCAGUAUGCGGUUGUAAACUUGAUGAGACGAUCAAGAACCAACACGAGGAAAGAGAACCAAGUGCAGUUGAUACAAUUGACACUAAAGAUACAAAUGAUAGUAAUAAGAAGACAAAAAAGUCUAAAAAGAAAAAUGGGUCAUUAAAAAAGGUAUAG